AUGUCUCCCAGAGUUCUUGUGCUCCUCUUGGGUGUGUGCAUGCUCCUCCAGUAUAGGGUCGAAGGACCACAGGCCAAGUCAGAGAAGGGAAUCUCUGGCAGUAGUGAUGACUUCUACGGCCCCAAGACACGGAAUAAAAAAAUAACCCCCCCCACUAAGGGAACAAAAACUCCUGUUACUGGCCACAGAGUUUCCAAAGGUACAGAAGCCUCUCAGAUCCUGAACACCAUACUGAACAAUUAUGAUCAUAAACUGCGCCCUGGCAUUGGUGAGAAGCCAACUGUGGUCACUGUUCAGUUCUCAGUCAACAGCCUUGGUCCUCUCUCUACCCUGGACAUGGAAUACACCAUUGACAUCAUCUUCUACCAGACCUGGUAUGAUGAACGCCUCCGCUACAAUGGCACCUUUGAGACCCUUGUUCUAAACAGCAAAGUGGUGAGCCAGUUAUGGAUCCCAGACACCUUUUUUAGGAAUUCCAAGAGGACCCAAGAACACACAAUCACCAUGCCAAACCAGAUGGUUCGCAUCCACAGAGAUGGCAAGGUGUUGUACACAAUUAGGAUGACCAUUGAUGCUGGAUGUACACUCCAUAUGCACAGAUUUCCAAUGGAUUCUCACUCUUGUCCUCUGUCUUUCUCUAGCUUCUCCUAUCCUAUGAAUGAGAUGAUCUACAAGUGGGAAGAUUUCAAGCUAGAAAUCAAUAAUGACAACUCCUGGAAGCUCUUUCAGUUUGAAUUUAAAGGAAUGAGCAACAAGACUGAAACUCUUUCAACCCCAGCUGGGGAUUUCAUGGUCAUGACAUUUAUCUUCAACAUCAGCAGGCAGUUUGGCUAUGUUACCUUUCAAAACUAUGUCCCUUCUUCUGUAACCACAAUGCUCUCCUGGGUUUCCUUUUGGAUCAAGAAAGACUCUGCAGCUGCUAGAACCUCCUUAGGGGUCACCUCUGUGCUUACCAUGACCACAUUGGGCACCUUUUCCCGUAAGAAUUUUCCACCUGUCUCCUAUGUCACAGCCUUGGACUUCUAUCUCGCCAUCUGCUUUGUCUUCUGCUUCUGUGCACUGACCGAGUUUGCUGUGCUCAAUUUCCUGAUGUACAACAAGAUGAAAACUCAGGCUUCUCCGAAUCUCCGCCAUUCUCGUUUCCGUGCACGUGCACAGGCACGUGCACGUGCCCAUGCCCGGAAGCUUCGGAAAGCUCCUGUCUGCACCAUCAUCAACAUGGAGGGAAAUGAUGGAGCGGGGGAGUCCUCUCACCCGGGUAGCUCCCAGCGCUCAAAGCCUAUCUGCUGCAAGUGGCUCAAGGGUUGUAAGAAUUACUUCUGUGUAAUCCCCAAUUGCAAAGGUAGUACUUGGCAGCAGGGCCACGUCUGCAUCCAUAUCUACCGCUUGGACGACUACUCACGUUAUUUUUUCCCACUGGCCUUCUUUUUCUUCAAUGUGUUCUAUUGGCUUGUUUUCCUUUACUUCUAG
Molecule: messenger RNA, 1470 nt
Organism: Chrysochloris asiatica (Cape golden mole)
Lineage: Eukaryota; Metazoa; Chordata; Mammalia; Afrosoricida; Chrysochloridae
Gene: GABRE
Product: gamma-aminobutyric acid (GABA) A receptor, epsilon
Exons: 9
Coding region: 1-1470 (489 amino acids)
Biological process (GO): regulation of postsynaptic membrane potential; nervous system process; gamma-aminobutyric acid signaling pathway
Cellular component (GO): synapse; postsynapse; GABA-A receptor complex
Molecular function (GO): GABA-gated chloride ion channel activity; GABA-A receptor activity; benzodiazepine receptor activity
Source: RefSeq, a predicted model, not a curated record